Molecule: messenger RNA, 833 nt
Organism: Drosophila persimilis
Lineage: Eukaryota; Metazoa; Arthropoda; Insecta; Diptera; Drosophilidae
Exons: 2
Coding region: 20-796 (258 amino acids)
Source: RefSeq, a predicted model, not a curated record
UCAAAAGUCAGCAGCAAUAAUGAAAAUCUUCGUGGCUCUCUUGGCAUUCGUUGCCUUCGCCAGCGCGGCGUCCGUGGGCCAGCCGAUCGAUUCCCAGUCAAUCUCCAGCACCAUUGAGGAUCUGAUCCAUGGCAUUCAGGAGCAGAUGCCCUGCGGCUUUGCCGGCCUGGGCAUUCCCCCACUCGCCCCCCUCAGAAUCGACCACAAGAACAUCGACAUCGACACGAGCGCCUUGAAGGCCAAGGGCACCAUCGACCACUUCCGCCUGAAUGGCAUGGACGACUUCGAGAUCGACGAGAUGAAGGUCAAUGCCCUGACCAGCAAGGUCACCUACAAGUUCACCUUCCGCAACGUGAACGUGGACACCAGCUACGACCUGACUGUGCUGCUGAAGAAGUUCGGCUUCACCAUCAAUUUGAUCGGCGCUGGACACGCCAAGUUCGCCAUUAAGGACAUGGUCAUCUGGGGCACCCUCAAGUACUCCCUGGGCGUCCUCUCCGGCAAGCUGAAGCUCAAGUCCCUGGAGGUGCGCACCCACCUGGGCGAGGUCGACUCCGAGAUUGAGGGUAUCUUGGGAGAUGGCGCGGUCAACGAGAAGAUGAACCUGUACCUCGCCGAGGCCGUCGAGAUGGCGGUCAACGAGAACGAGGACCUGAUCACCGACACCAUCGAGGCGAUCGCCCUGCCCGUGGUCAACAACGUGCUCGACGAGAUCAGCGUGGCCGAUGUCAUCGCUGGAUCCGGUGGUGAGGGUGGCGAGAAGGAGGUCUGCAUUCCCCCAGAGCUCGAUUGGUGAAUAAAUCCACGCACUGUUUAAAAUGAGCUAAUAAUGA